GUACUGAUGAGGGAUGAGUCAGGCUAUAUGAUGCUGAUGAUGCUGCCAUUUCAUCAGCAAAUUUUUACAAACAUUCUUUCAUCCAUUAUCAUGAGGUCGAAGAUUUCGAUUGGGUACAUGGAUUUUUGAUCGAAAUUGAGAAUAUUUGCUCACCCGUUUGUUUAGUGUUUAUGCUUCUCGUGGAGUGAUUGCACGAAACUAGUAGCAUCGGCUUUUAUUUGUAACCAAACGUGCCCGGAUGUGUGUGUGUGUGCGGAUGCUUGGCUUCAGGGACGCCGCUCGUUUUGCACACCGACCCACAAUGAAGAUCAUGGGUUUGGCCUUUGCAAGACAUUAAGAAGCUCGACUGAGAUCUCAUGAGAUAUGGAAGCUAUAUGGCUAUACCAGUUCCGAUUGAUUGUCAUUGGCGACUCGACCGUGGGCAAAUCUUGUCUGAUCAGACGUUUCACAGAGGGGCGUUUUGCACAGGUGUCGGACCCCACUGUUGGAGUGGAUUUCUUCUCCCGCCUGGUGGAGAUCGAACCAGGCAAACGCAUCAAACUGCAGAUCUGGGACACAGCUGGACAAGAGAGGUUCAGGUCUAUCACCAGAGCUUACUACCGUAAUUCAGUAGGUGGCCUACUGUUGUUCGACAUCACCAAUCGACGCUCCUUCCAGAAUGUCCACGAGUGGCUGGAGGAGGCGCGCAGCCAUGUGCAGCCACACAGCAUCGUCUUCCUGCUGGUGGGCCACAAGUGUGACCUGGAGCCGCAGCGGCAGGUGAGCCAGCAGGAAGCGGAGAAGUUGGCAGCGGCCUACGGCAUGCGCUACGUGGAGACAUCGGCACGUGACGCUAUUAACGUCGAGCGGGCUUUCACCGAGCUGACACGUGACAUCUUCGAGCUCGUCAAGCAGGGCGACAUCACCAUCCAAGAAGGCUGGGAGGGGGUGAAGAGUGGCUUUGUGCCCAAUGUGGUGCACUCGUCUGAGGAAGUGACCAAGAGUGAUCGCCGCUGCCUGUGCUGAUUGACCAUGCCCUGCAGCUGCAUCAUGCUUCUCCUCUGCAAACCCAGUCAUAUUGUGUUCCCUCAGCUUGGCCUCUUACACUGCCUUCUUGACCGGUGAGCUCCUGUACACAGCUGUACAUAGCAGAACCCAGAUCCAUUUUAGGACACGUUCUAGGUUCCUUCGACCUCACUCUUGAGUAGUUCUGCACAAAACCCAGGCCUUGAUCUUGUUCAAAAAUCUGUUUUAUGUUAACAAAAGCCUGUUUGUUAGUGCAAAGUGAAGAGCUCUGGACUAAAUUGGAAGGACUAUGCACAGGAAAGUCAGGAAUGCUUAUAUAAGUGAAUGCAUUGCCUCCUUGACCUAGUCGUGGUCUUUUAAACCCCGAACAAAAGACAAAUUUAGACAUCGGUGUCCCAUUUUCCUGCGAUUUAAAUGAUUUGUAGAGAAGUGAAAGGGGAGAAUCAUAUAUGUCAAAGUAUCACCAUAGGUUGGGUUGCCAUGUUGUGUUUUACAUUAUCAUCAUCUAUUCUCUAUUUAUUUCAUUUUAAUCAUCUUAAUAAAUGGCAUCUGUUUUUAUAGAAAGCAUGCAGUGAGCUUUCCACUGAGUCUGAUUUGCAUAUCUAACUCCAUUACUGCUAUGAAUACAAAACGCCAUCGUUUGGUUAAUCGUAAACGAUUCCCUCGCUUGCAGUAACCUCUGACGUUUUUACUAUUAAUCGUGAGUUGGAACGUUUCAGGCAUUUGAAGAAGGACUACAGUGUAAAGCAAACACCAGGUCAUCUGACAGACAUUUUACACAAAAUGGCGUCUUAUUUAUCCUCACUAUUAUUAUUCUAGCAUCUCGUCUCAUUUCUUUUCUGAUCCAGUCUUUAAAAACGAACAUUCGGAAUGGGAUCUUCUUUAAAGCUUUAACUCUUUCAUAUCCUUAAAAAAAUUUAUUGUUUGACUAUUAACCAAUACAUUGUCAUUUAACAGGUUGAACCAACUAUUAGCUAUGUAUUUAUUGCUCUUGUAUGAAAGAUGAAAUGUAAUACCAAUAAAAAAUGUGUCAUGAAAGAUUAUUAAUGAAAGACUA
Molecule: messenger RNA, 2062 nt
Organism: Silurus meridionalis
Lineage: Eukaryota; Metazoa; Chordata; Actinopteri; Siluriformes; Siluridae
Gene: rab39ba
Product: RAB39B, member RAS oncogene family a
Exons: 3
Coding region: 364-1005 (213 amino acids)
Biological process (GO): Rab protein signal transduction
Cellular component (GO): Golgi membrane
Molecular function (GO): GTP binding; GTPase activity
Source: RefSeq, a predicted model, not a curated record